GCUGGUUGCGUGGGAACGGCCGGCAAGCGGAAGUGGCGCCUGGCGGACGCUUCCCUUUCCGGGUCGGCGUUCCCGCCUCCCAGCGCGGGUGGGCGCCCAUGAGCCGGGGCUUCCUGCACGGACUCUUCCUGCUCCCGCUGCUGCUGCGGCCGCCACUCCUGCAAAGCGGGCGCCGUAUGCUCGGCCCAGAGUCUGUUCCGGCCCCAAAAAGGCUCCGUAGCGACCUCAUGGCACGGCCCCAAAUCGGGACGCACAACGGCACUUUUCACUGCGACGAGGCGCUGGCUUGCGCGUUGCUUCGCCUCCUGCCCGAGUACAGGGAUGCAGAGAUUGUGCGCACUCGGGACCCCGAAAAACUCGCGUCCUGUGACAUCGUGGUGGACGUGGGUGGCGAGUACGACCCUCAGAGACACCGAUAUGACCAUCACCAAAGGACUUUCACAGAGAGCAUGAGCUCUCUGUGCCCUGGGAAGCCAUGGCAGACCAAGCUAAGCAGUGCGGGACUCAUCUAUCUGCACUUCGGGCACAAGCUGCUGGCUCAGUUGCUGGGCACUAGUGAAGAGGACAGCACGGUGGGCACGCUCUAUGACAAGAUGUAUGAAAACUUCGUGGAGGAAGUGGAUGCAGUGGACAAUGGGAUCUCCCAGUGGGAGGAGGGGGAGCCUCGAUACGCUCUGACCACUACACUGAGUGCCCGGGUUGCUCGGCUUAAUCCCACCUGGAACCAGCCCAGCCAAGACACUGAGGCAGGCUUCAGGCGUGCAAUGAAUCUGGUUCAAGAGGAGUUUCUGCAAAGACUAGAUUUCUAUCAGCACAACUGGCUGCCAGCCCGGGCCUUGGUGGAAGAGGCCCUGGCCCAGCGAUUUCAGGUGGAUCCAAGUGGGGAGAUAGUGGAACUGGCAAAAGGUGGAUGCCCCUGGAAGGAGCAUCUCUACAACCUGGAGUCCGGGCUGUCUCCCCCGGUGGCCAUCACCUUUGUUAUCUACACUGACCAGUCUGGACAGUGGCGGGUCCAGUGUGUGCCCAAGGAGCCCCACUCAUUCCAAAGCCGGCUGCCCCUGCCAGAGCCAUGGCGAGGCCUUCGGGAUGAGGCCCUGGACCACGUGAGUGGGAUCCCUGGAUGCAUCUUUGUCCAUGCAAGCGGCUUCAUUGGUGGUCACCGCACUCGGGAGGGUGCCUUGAGUAUGGCUCGUGCCACUCUGACCCAGCAUACGGCACCUAUGCCUCCUACAAAUCCCCCAGUGCAAUAAAACGUCUUCCAUCUCU
Molecule: messenger RNA, 1266 nt
Organism: Castor canadensis (American beaver)
Lineage: Eukaryota; Metazoa; Chordata; Mammalia; Rodentia; Castoridae
Gene: Myg1
Product: MYG1 exonuclease
Cellular component (GO): cytoplasm; nucleus
Source: RefSeq, a predicted model, not a curated record